Molecule: messenger RNA, 2259 nt
Organism: Drosophila bipectinata
Lineage: Eukaryota; Metazoa; Arthropoda; Insecta; Diptera; Drosophilidae
Product: kinesin-like protein KIF23
Biological process (GO): microtubule-based movement
Cellular component (GO): kinesin complex; nucleus; microtubule
Molecular function (GO): ATP binding; microtubule motor activity; microtubule binding
Source: RefSeq, a predicted model, not a curated record
AUGCCAGUUAAAGAUUCCAAGUCCAUCACCAAGAUGCCGACCAAGCAAGAGCGUUCCAAGAGCCUGGCUCCCGCACCGAGGAAGCAGACCUUCCGGCGCAGCAUCUCGGAGGCGCCAUCCCACUCCCAGCUGCUGGAGCCCCUGGACCAGCGUCGCAUCCACCAGCAGCUACUUCGAGUCUAUCUCCGGAUCAAGCCACUCGGCGAGGAGCUAGGUGGCACGGAGCAACCACGUGCCUGGCUGGAGCAGGUCCCGCCCAGUACAGUGCGAGUGGAUCGCUCGGCUCUGCCCUCGGCGCCGGCCCGGACCCCCCAGACACCAGGAUCGUCACAUUGCCCGGCCAGCCGGAGUACUGCCGACCUCGCCAACGCCGGAGCCAGCCCCGGAACCGGAACGACCGCCACUGGCUUGCCAGGUCAGAUGGAGUUCCGGUUCCGGAGCGUCCUUUCGGAAUGUGCUACGCAGUUGCUGGUGUUCCGGACCGUUGGCGAGGCGGCUCUUCGGCAACUCUACACAGGCGGCAGUGGCCUCAUCCUGGUGACCGGCGCCGGGGGCAGCGGCAAGACACACACCCUCCUCGGCCCCCAUCCCCGGGACACCAUUGAGGGCGGGCUCCUCUACCGGUGCAUCAACGCCGUCUUCCGCAGUGCCGGCUGCGAGUUCGUGGAUCGGUGCCAGAUCCUAGCGAACGACUCGGGGACAGGAUUCCGGAUGGCCUCCGACAAGAAGGCCCCGGUGGCAGCCACCCACAAGGAGCGCGCCGCCGCUGACAAACACCGAACGGACUGCCUGUGGCAGACUGGUGGCGUCAAGCUGCUGACCCAUCGGCGGAAGCACGCCUGCUUCCUGGGCGCCCUGAUGGUGCACGAGGGCAGCUUCUACGACCUGCUCGGCGAGCAGCCCGCCGCCGCCGACGAGACUCGUCCGGCAGCCGUUAUCCUGCGGGAGGACGGGCGCGGCCGGAGCUAUGCCGUGAGGGGCAGUCGCCUGGAGAUCCGCAGCGUCGAGGAGGCGGAAGGCCUCAUCAAGAUGGCUCUGAAUCGCAAGAACCUCUGGACCGGAUCGGGCAGGAGUCACCUCCUCGUCAACGUCUACCUGGCCUUUGUGGAGGUCCCAGCCAAGGGCACCAGCAUCGACUGCGGCCAGCUGACCCUGGUGGAGGUCCUGGCCCCCGAAACCGAAGUCCAGAAAACGAGGAGACCCUGCGACGCCCUCAAAACGGUCUACACUCUGAAGCAGUGCCUGUCCACGUUGCAGUUCAACCAGCUGGCCGUCCUGAAGGGCAGGAACCAGAGGAAGCGUCCACCGCACCGCGAGUCCAGCCUGACCCAGUUCCUGGGCCACUUCUUCGACGUCAGCCAGCCGGCGAAUGUGGUGUGUCUGGCGACCGUGAGUCUGGACCCCAAGCAGGCGAUGGAGAACGUCAGGGCCCUGAGCUUCGCCGAGGAGACCAUAAACCUGUCCUGUCCCUCCCUCAAAGACGAGCAACCUAUCAACAGCUUUCUGGAGGAGAGUAUCGAGCCGUUCGGCGUUUCCGGGCAGGUCGUUCCCACAUUCCUGGACAGGAACAUCCGACCCGACUACAAGGCGAUCCGGACAGUCAGGGUGAUCGACAUACCGCCGUUCGACAAUGUCCAGAGCUUCAUUUCCCAGCUGAGAGCCAAGCUGAGGCGUCGUCGCAACUUUGUCCAGCUCUCCAAGGAUCUGGCCAAGAAGCUGCAGAAACAGCUGCCGGGCCGGGAAGAGAUCUUCGGCUUGCAGAAGACGGCCAUCAAGGAGGUGGAGCAACGCAUCAAGGAGAUGGAGCCUCUGAUAGCUCGGCUGGAGGAGCUGAAGACUCUUGUUUCGUACCGACAGCUGUCCUCGCAGUGCCAGGAGGUGGAGAAGCGCGCCCAGGUCAGCGAGAACAUGAUGAAUGCCAGGAACCAGCAACUGGAGCACCACAUGGCCCUCAAGGAUCGCAACGAAGACCUGGAGCUGUCCGGUGAUGGUAGCAGACGUACCCAGAAGGAGAAACGCUCGCCAGUGUGGCACUAUUACUAGAGGACAUGUUGCGACAUGUUUGAAAAAGUGUGACCAUGACUCGGCUUGGAUUUUUUAAAAUUCAAAAUUCAAAAUUCCCCGAAAUUCUCAGUGAUGGGCAAGUUUUUGGUAAUAUUUUUGGAACUCUUACUCUGAUAAGGAAGAAUCUACAAGAAUUGACAAGAUUGAGCAAGUAUGGACAGGUGUGACCUUGUAGUAAAACAUAAAAUGUUCGGU